UUUAUGUAAUAAAUACACCUUGGCGAGCAAACGUGAAUUCAGAUCUGGGAACUAUUAAGAGUCUGGCAGUACAGAACGCUCGCAGGCAAUGACAUUACUAAGAAAGGCUCUAUGUGCAUUUUGCAUGAUUGUUGUAAUACCAGUCAUGUGCAAAGCACAGUAUCGAGAUUGGGACGAUGACAACGACGAUGACAACUUUAUGGCACGCCGUUUCCGAAAUAAUUUCAGAGGACAAAGAUUUCGACCUGUAUAUCAGCCGCCGGCACAACGAGACUAUGUAAGAAAUAACCGACAAAUACCAACUGUUAAUCGCAUACCAGGCCGAAGACCGAACAGAUACGUGGCCUCACAAGUGAAGACACUUCAACGACAGAUUAAUAGAAGAAAUAAUCAAAAUGUUUACAGAGAUCGAAUGAGGCAAGUCCAUCAACGGCCUCAACCAACUUAUAGUAGCAAUCAAAGAAGUCAAAUCGUUCUGCCUUCCAGAAACGUUGUUUAUCAAAGACAAAUAAGACAACCCUCACGACAACAGACACGUGUACUGCCUCAGUCAAGAAUAAAUUACAGAAGAAAUACCGGCAACAAUCAAAUCGCUCGUAUUAACGCAAUACGGUAUCAAGGACGAAAUAGGCAAAUGCAACCUGAAUCACGUCCAAAUUACAACAGAAUGAAUAGUCGGGGUUCUAACGUCCAUGCCUACCGCAACGUUAGAAACUUCAGAGGUCAAGGUAGACUGCAACCCCGAGUAAUUGCAAGAAACAAUUGGCAUGAUAGUGAAAGUGAUGAUUAUGAUGAUAGCCGUGAUCAUGAUGACAGCCUUGAACGUGACGACAGCCGUGAUCGUGACAAUAGCCGUGAUAGUGACGAUAGCCGAGAUCGUGACAAUAGCCGUGAUCGUGACGAUAGCCGAGAUCGUGACAAUAGCCGUGAUCGUGACGAUAGCCGAGAUCGUGACACUAGCCGUGAUCGUGACGAUAGCCGAGAUCGUGACGACAGCCGUGAUCGCGAUGACAGUAAUAGCAAUGAUAUUGAUGAUGAUUUCCGACGACGUAGGAUAAUGAACUUAUGGCAACGAUUCAGACCAAUGAACAGAUUUGGUUAAGAUAAUCACCGUUUAAUCAUAUGUAUUUUUCUUCAAACAACCAGGAAUAGUACCUGUUUGCGUAUAUUAAUCAAAACAUGCACAAUCAAAAUGCACAUCAUACGAUGGAAUCUAUAGCGGGAUAAAGCAAGGCUCUACAAUCGGUCUUCGACAGUUCAAUUCAUAAACCUCUACAAGUUUGUAAAUGUAAUCUGUAUUGAGCACCCGAGUUUAGUUGCGAACCUACAAUGUGAUAGUGGCAUAGUGUAAGUCUAGCAUCAGAAUGUGAUCAGCGAAUAAAUUUUUCACAACAUGCCUGUUAUUAAUCAUGCAAAAGUAUCUUGUGAAUCCCAUACUUACAUAGUGUCAUAAAUUCUGUGAUGUAAGUGUUUGUCAAUUGUUUCAAACUAUAUCAUAUCAGUUGCAAUAAUCUCUGGAUUAAAACACAGUUUUGGCAAGUACAAUUUAAGUGUUUAAAGAAUGCUAAUUGCAUACUCUAUGCUUUACUUUUAUGUUUUUGUUAUUGUUUUAUUUGUUUGGUUUAUGGCGCACCAACACAAUUUAGCUCCUAUGGCACCGAAGCAGGAAAGAUGAUUUUGGCUAUCAUCGGGGGCUACAAACUUGAAGCAACACCAGGGGUUAAAACCACGUCAUCUGCUAAGAGAUGCACAGACUCUUGUAAUUUGAACCCAGUUAGUUGCCUCUUAAGAUUACGCGAGGAUGAACGGUGGCUGCAAUCUGAUGCCCCAACCCUUAAACCACCCUUCAGCCACAAGGCGAUCAUUUUAAUGACAGUGUUUAAUGUAAAUGUUUUGUUUGCUUACUGGAAUAAAUUAAUUUCGACAGAUUCUAUUCUGUACGAUAACUAGAAGUAAAUUUUGUUUUUACAUCAUUUUAUAUCCAGUUGUACGUUUUAAUUAAUUUGUUUUGUUAUUUUUAUAUUAUGCAACAAUAAAAACAUUGUUUUGUCAUUGUGUAAUUUGAUUAUCAAAACACAUUUUGCUCUGUUCGUUCUUUGUAUUGUAGCAUGAGACAUUGAUGGUUUGUGUUGCUUUCCCUACUUUUAUUUUGUUUUUUCAAUGAAAAAGUUUAAAAUAC
Molecule: messenger RNA, 2179 nt
Organism: Ruditapes philippinarum (Manila clam)
Lineage: Eukaryota; Metazoa; Mollusca; Bivalvia; Venerida; Veneridae
Exons: 2
Coding region: 89-1102 (337 amino acids)
Source: RefSeq, a predicted model, not a curated record